AUGCUCAUCUCUUUAGAGGAGCUAGAGAAGGCUACCAACAAUUUCGAUCAAGCCCGCAAGCUCGGUGGAGGCGGGCAUGGCACUGUCUACAAAGGGAUCAUGUUAGACCUGCAUGUUGUGGCCAUCAAGAAGUCAAAUAUUGUUGUCAAAAGAGAAAUUGACGAGUUCAUAAAUGAGGUUGCCAUACUCUCACAGAUCAACCAUAGAAAUAUUGUGAAGCUCCGUGGAUGUUGCCUCGAGACAGAAGUCCCUUUACUAGCUUACGAGUUCAUUUCGAACGGAACACUCGCUGAUCAUCUUCACACGGAAGAACGAGGAUCGCUACCUUGGAAAGAUAGGUUAAGGAUCACAAGUGAAACAGGGAAAGCUCUUGCUUACCUUCACUCAGCUAUUUCAGUCCCUGUAAUACAUAGAGAUAUCAAACCCUCCAACAUACUUCUUGACGAUGCCUUGACAGCAAAAGUGUCAGACUUUGGAGCUUCAAGGUACAUUAUUCCCUUGGAUCAAACAGGAACAACAACUGCGGUGCAAGGAACUAUAGGGUACUUAGAUCCUAUGUAUUAUUAUAAUGGACGCCUCACGGAAAGUAGUGAUGUUUAUAGCUUUGGAGUCCUUCUUGUCGAAUUGCUUACUAGGAGGAAGCCAUCUGUGUAUAGAUCUUCCGAGGGUGAUGGGCUUGUCAUGCAAUUUGUUGCACUACAUGCAGAAGGUGAAUUGGACAAAAUACUAGACCCACAAGUUAUAGAGGAAGGGGGCAGCGAAGUGAAAGAAGUUGCUACUCUAGCCGUGGAGUGCCUAAAACUAAGAGCAGAUGAGCGGCCAACCAUGAGGCAAGUAGAGAUGGCGCUUGAAGCUCUCCAAACACCCAAGAAGCGGGUCAGGGAUAAUUUGACAGAAGAAACAGAUGAGAAGGAAUAUGCAGCAACGGGCUUUCCAUCGACCAGCCAACAAGCAAAGACAAACGAAGCAAGCAGGUGUUAUAUCCAAGAAGAAGAGUUCCUGUUGUCCGCUGCAUACCCUCGAUAG
Triticum turgidum subsp. durum (durum wheat) is the source of this 1026-nucleotide messenger RNA. NCBI's taxonomy places the organism in Eukaryota, Viridiplantae, Streptophyta, Magnoliopsida, Poales, Poaceae. The record is from the annotation of a GenBank genome assembly.